Messenger RNA from Etheostoma cragini (Arkansas darter), 6190 nucleotides. It is a transcript of the gene itchb, whose product is annotated as itchy E3 ubiquitin protein ligase b. The record is from RefSeq and is a predicted model, not a curated record. The coding region runs from base 193 to 2862 and encodes 889 amino acids. Gene Ontology annotation, biological process: protein K48-linked ubiquitination; ubiquitin-dependent protein catabolic process; protein K29-linked ubiquitination. Lineage: Eukaryota; Metazoa; Chordata; Actinopteri; Perciformes; Percidae. Gene Ontology annotation, molecular function: protein binding; ubiquitin protein ligase activity. The transcript is spliced from 25 exons.
GCAUGCGCCCCACCUUGUUUCGAUCACGUGACGUGAUCUUGCGAAGAUGGUGGAAGUUUCCUCUUCCUUGAAGUGAAUCCCCGAGUGAAACCUUAACAUCCCGCACACCUAGGGAAGGGGGUUCGCCGCAGCGUUACCAGUUUGGUUUUACAGCCUCCCUUCCGAUCUGGGCCUUCACCCCAGCCCUAUGUCAUGGCAAGUGGAGUCACCAAGCCGAGCACUUCCAAUGGUUUACCUAUGAAGGCACAGCUGCAAAUCAUUGUGCUAUCAGCAAAACUAAAAGAGAACAAGAAAAACUGGUUUGGUCCCAGUCCUUAUGUGGAAGUGACAGUCGACGGCCAGUCCAAGAAAACAGAGAAAUGCAACAACACCCACAGCCCCAAAUGGAAGCAGCCGCUCACUGUGAUUGUGACUCCAUUCAGCAAACUAGUGUUUCGCGUCUGGAGCCACCAGACACUGAAGUCAGACGUGUUGCUAGGCAUGGCCACGCUGGACGUCAGUGACACGCUCAAGUCCAACGACAUGACAAUCUCGGAGGUGGUGCAGACCUUGCAGCUGUGUGCAGACAGAGAAAUGUCCGAUGUGGUUGGAGACCUGUCUGUCUGCCUGGACGGCAUGACGGUCAACGCCGAGAUGUUUGCCGCGGCCGAAGCCGACCAUCACAGUACAUCAAAUGGGGAGUCAUCGCAACCCAAUGGGGAUCAUGUCAUAAGGCGGAGUCGGGAUAGCUCCCCAGCUGUGGAUGCUGUAGAGCACAGGUCUUCUCCCAGUGGCCAGAGGUCAGCUAACAGCACAGGCUCUCCUUCAGUGUCAUCAGGGGGCUCAAGGCCUCUGCGACCACCCAGGCCCUCCAGACCUCCUCCUCCAACCCCACGUAGACCCACCUCUUCACCAGCACCAUCCAGUAAUGGCUCUGCACCAGCUGAUGGCAGCGAUAGUCAGUCUGGUUCUGAUACACCAGUACGGACACCAGCCUCGGCACCCUCACCAGCCCCAGAAUCAGAUCCAUCGACAGGCUCAGACACAAACUCCACACCGGCCUCCAGCUCUGGAGCUGCUGCAACCAGACAGCCGGCCAGCAGCAUCAACCCCGCUGUCAUCCCAAGAGUCCCCGCUGUCAACGCUGUGCCGUUGCCCCCUGGGUGGGAGCAGAGGGUGGAUCAGAACGGCAGGUUGUAUUUUGUCGAUCACGUGGAAAAGAGAACAACGUGGGAACGCCCUGAACCACUUCCCCCGGGCUGGGAACGUCGUGUCGACCAGAUGGGGCGGGUCUACUUUGUCGAUCACAUGACGCGAACCACCACGUGGCAGCGGCCCACAAUGGAGACGGUGCGUAACUACGAGCAGUGGCAGCACCAGCGCAGCCAGCUACAGGGCGCCAUGCAGCAGUUCAACCAGAGGUUCAUAUUCGGGCUACAAGACCAGGGCUCAGCCACUCAGAAUAAGGAUUUUGAUCCUCUUGGGCCUCUGCCACAUGGAUGGGAGAAGAGAACAGACACGAAUGGCAGAGUUUAUUUUGUACAUCAUUCUACACGUACAACACAGUGGGAGGACCCACGAACACAGGGUGUGCUGAAUGAGAAGCCACUUCCAGAGGGCUGGGAGAUGAGGUUCACUGUAGAUGGCAUUCCCUACUUCGUAGACCACAACAGAAGAACAACCACCUACAUUGACCCUCGCUCUGGGAAAUCCUCACUUGAAAACGGACCUCAGAUCACCUACGUUCGAGACUUUAAAGCCAAAGUACAGUACUUCAGAUUCUGGUGCCAGCAACUGUCAUUGCCUCAACACAUCAAGAUCACCGUAAGCAGAAAAACCUUGUUUGAGGACUCCUUCCAGCAGAUAAUGAGCUUCAAUGCUCAGGAUCUGCGAAGGAGACUAUGGAUCAUCUUCCCUGGAGAAGAAGGCCUUGACUACGGAGGCGUGGCCAGGGAGUGGUUCUUCCUGUUGUCCCAUGAAGUUCUGAACCCCAUGUACUGCCUGUUUGAGUAUGCCGGUAAAGAUAACUACUGUCUCCAGAUCAACCCUGCCUCCUACAUCAACCCAGACCACCUCAAGUAUUUUAAGUUCAUAGGACGCUUCAUUGCCAUGGCUCUUUUCCAUGGCAAGUUCAUCGACACUGGUUUCUCAUUGCCUUUUUACAAGCGCAUCCUAAACAAGCCAUUGGCCCUCAAAGAUCUGGAGUCGAUAGACGAGGAGUUCUACAAUUCUCUUAUGUGGAUCAAGGAUAACAACAUCGAGGAGUGUGGACUGGAGAUGUACUUCUCUGUUGACAAAGAGAUCCUGGGGGAAAUCUCCACCCACGAGCUGAAACCUAACGGAGGAGACCUUCCAGUCACUGAGGAGAACAAGGAGGAGUACAUCAGACUGGUAGCAGAGUGGAGGAUGUCCAGAGGAGUGGAAGAGCAGACGCAGGCUUUCUUUGAAGGCUUCAACGAAGUCCUCCCUCAGCAGUACCUGCAGUACUUUGAUGCUAAAGAGCUUGAGGUGAUGCUGUGUGGUAUGCAGGAGAUCGACCUUGCAGACUGGCAGAGGAACACUAUCUACAGACACUAUGCUCGAAGCAGCAAACAGAUCGUCUGGUUCUGGCAGUUUAUAAAGGAGAUGGACAAUGAGAAGAGGAUGAGGCUGCUGCAGUUUGUCACCGGUACCUGUCGCCUGCCUGUAGGAGGCUUUGCCGACCUGCUAGGAAGCAAUGGUCCCCAGAAGUUCUGCCUUGAGAAGGUGGGGAAAGAAAACUGGCUUCCCAGAAGCCACACGUGCUUCAACAGACUGGACUUGCCACCCUACAAGAGCUAUGAGCAACUGAAGGAGAAGCUGAUGUUUGCCAUCGAGGAGACAGAAGGCUUCGGACAGGAGUGAGAGAAACCAGGAGAAGUUUGAAUAGUGGGUGCAGCAGUCUGAAGGAAUAUAGACCACCAGAGUUCAAAUCAGGGAGCCUCUUCAGAAAAAAAGCGGGUGUUUUAUCUGGUUCUGCUCAUGCAUGCAUGCACACACCUGUAUGGUACUUCUAUGGGUGCGUGUGUGUGAGACUGUUGCCUGCAUGUUGUUGCAAAGGAGCUGGGAUUUGCGUCUACGCCAUGCUCGCAGCAGGCCUCUCAAUGCUUUAUUGGUAUGUGGAAAUUUAGUAUUCUUUUAAACCAAAACACAGAAGGUGCUCCGAAUCUCUCAGAAUGUGUGACAAAUCAUGCAUGGGAUCCUGAAAACUCACCCUGCGUGACCAUCUGUUUUAAUAGGACUGCAAUAGUUUGUCCUUCCCGCACAUCAUCAUCAUGCAAUGGCAACAGGGUGGCCUGAAAUCUCCACCAGAAGGGUCACAGGUUGUAACGGUAGCGUCUCCUCAAGGUGUCUUUGACUAGCUGAUUUAUUCUUAUUAAGUUGCUCUGCAUUAAAGCAUCUGUCAGUGUUUAUUUUAUAGUGAGAUUAAGAGGGUGCACUUAUUUUAAGGGUUAAGUUUCACCAAAAAGCUAACUUUGUUGCUCUCAGAUUGUUUGUUGCAUCCGCUUUUAGCAUCAUCCACAUUGUCAUUCCCCAUCAUAUCCUCAUAUCUCUCAUACUUUCAUCUGCAUAUCUACUCAUGACUAAAGUGGAUCUUGUUUUUCUUCUUCUUUUUUUAAGUAACGUGUGACAAUAUAAGAUGAUAGCUUUGUCAGAGUGAAUUUAUAAAGAGUGCCCCAAAAUAUUGCUAAACUAACAGAUGAUCUUGGUGCUUCAAAGAGAUUUGGGCAUCAUGCCAGGUAUAGAACACAAGAAAGAAAGUGUUUGUGUUCCCAGUUCUAUAGUAUGUGAUCUACAAAUCACCUAAUAAUUGUGAAAAGUGUUGUAACCUCCAUUAUUUAUAGUGGAAGUUAAUGAGAAUGACCCUAGUUUUAUAGGGCCGUAGUAUUGACGCUGUGAUGGGGUAUGGGAAAUCUUGGAUUAGAGUAUUCUGGGACUACUUUAUAAAUUAUUCAUCUUAAUAUUGACUUCAGAAUUAUUUAACACCUUCCUUAAUUUUAAUUAAUUGGGUGAUCUGAAGAUAUCCAUUUGGGCUGAAGUAUUUUAAGGUAUUUGUGUAUUUAGUACUCAAGAUGUACUUGACUUAAUGUAUCCGAACUUUAAAAAUGAUGACUAAACGCAAAAACCAAGUGAAAAACACCAAAUGCAAGUCAAACUACAUCUUAAGUUUAGGUGAAAUCCUUUAAUAACAUUUUGAAUGCUUACUUUGCAAAAACAAAUGCUUGUAGCACCUAACACACAUGUAGCAUUUAAAGGUGAGUUAUGGUAAUUACUAUAUUUUAACUUGUCUUGCCCUGCAGCCAUCCACAAAAGGAAUGGGGAAAAAACGCUUUUAGGAAUUUAAUAGUCUCUUUCAAAAAAGAUGCAGUGUGAUAUUUCAAAGUUGUGUCUUCCCUUUUAAACUUAAAGAAACAUUUUAUAUUUUCCCCUUGUAGCAGUCAAAAUCCAUUUUCAUUUUGUUUUACAAAGAAACUGCUUCACAAUUAGGGUCUGAAACACAGUGAAGCUGUGUUUGGGUAGGUGUUAAAUGUUAAAGAUUAAUAUAUGAUUUCCAGUGGGUUGAUAAUGGAUCCCAAGAACAGCCAAUGUUGGUAGAUUACCGUUCACUGAUUAGAGAUGUUUGUGCACAAAGAAACCUCCAGAUGCUUUACCAAUGUGGAAUCCAACAUUGAGUGUGUUAUUGUAUUGUAACUACAAACACGUUUUUGGUUUGGUUGAUGUCACACAACAUCUGAUCAGUAGCAGAGUUUUAAAAGAUGUUUGGUCUCAUUUUACAGAGAAAAAACCCCACCAGAUAGUGCAGUUGCUUAUGUUCAAGUGUCCUACACACUAAAAAGACAGGUGUGGUGAUUGAGGAACAUUGGAUUUGGGUGUUGUUGAUCUGACAAAGCACAUCAACAUUUUUUUUUUUUUAAACAACUUUCUUUUCUUCAGUAGGGCAUCCAGUCCUGGUUGUUAGGAUUAGUUGCUCUAAGCUCUUUAUCUCCACAUGCAUGGAGAGAUGGUGCUUGCCAUUAGUUUCCAGCUAGCCUUUUUUUCCCACCCUCAGGCAUCAGGUAUCCUUUUUUUAGUAGUCUCUAUAAAUGACGUUCUACUUCCAGGACUGCUCCGUUGCCGUCAGAAAUUCCGCCACACAGCCGGAUAGCCGUUGCCUUAAGUUUUGUUUGCGUUGGAAUUUUAACCUCUGGUGGAUUUAUGAGGACCAUGGUAACCUGCUCCUCAGAUCUCUGCAGGCUAAGUCCAGACAGCUAGCUAGACUAUCUGCCCAACCUAAGUUUUCUGUUGCACAUCUACCACAACUUUUGAACGUAAACACGUUCCACCAAAACAAGUUCCUUCUCGAGGCUUUUUUUUGCAGCGGCACCGCAGCUUUUCCCGGUGCUUGGCGCCGCCCAAUACGAUUAUGAUUGGUUUUUUAAAAAAUGCCAAUACACCAGAGCACGUUUGUCUCCCAUCCUGGAAUGCUGUGUGGACUUGCCAGACCCUCCUCCACAGUGCCGGGGAGGAAGGUCUGCAAGCGUGACUACCUUUUAAGCACCUUGAUGCCAGCAGAAAUGAUUGACCACAAAGGCUUUAUUGUCAAAUCAAUAGUCUGGACUCUGGCGCCAAUCAGUUCUUCUUGACCCUGCUGUGGAGAAUUAACCAUACCAAGAGGAGUUUGAGAAGGUCUUUUUUAAGAAACUGCACUUGUUUGGAGAAGCUGUAAGACUUGAACUGAUGACACACGCCCUGUCUCGCUGGCAAAUUUUGACUUCAGCUGGGAUAACAACUACUGAGACAAAGUCAGUGUAAUAUUACGAAUGUAUCAUAAUGAAAUAAAUUGAUAAAGUUGCCUAUUUACAUCUUUGCCUCAGAUUGUUAUCCCGGAUGCAGAGUCUUUUAAUCUUGUUUGGGUCACCCGCAUAUUAAAAUCCCAGGAACAUAGAAGUUUAGCAAAUAUGUGAAUAUCAUAAUUCAUCACAUCUUUUUAUUUUUCUGUUCUUCAGAAGUCUACAUGUACAACUAAACCACUGUCACUCUCCUGUAUAUGAAAACAAGUUGUAAAUGGUGUCAAUAACAAAUUUUCUUUUGUAAAAGAGAGGUUUUAAUAAGAGGUUUAUGGUAACACUAUAUUUUCUUUUCCGUUAAAUUGCUGAUGUACAUGAAAGAUGUGUAAUAUAGAAAUUGUCACCUUAAUAAAUUAAAUUAAAAA